GACAUAUAGAAGAAAGAAGACAGUCGUUCCAAAAUUUUGAUGAGUCGUGAAACAUCUUGCAGGGCAACAUAUACCCCCAUCGAGCCAAACCCCUUUCAGAUUACUUCGAAACCCAAGUGCAUAAUUGGCGUCCAGUCAGCAUCAGUGGGCCAGUGGCGUGGGCGUCUGCCAAAGUAUCACUUAUUGCGCAUGUUAUUCGUUUUAUUCGUUGACAAAACACUUCUCGAAAAUGCCCUCUACUGCAAGCCAACUAGAACGAAGUCUGAGAAGACUUCAGGUGGGUGCCUUGUCGACCUUCAUUUAUCUGACGUGUACUAUCACUUAUCUUGUCCAAAGAUCUCUGACUCACAAGAAAUGCCUACCGCGGUGCAAUGGGUGCCCUCUAAAUACAGCUCAGACGUAUCUCAGUACGUUCUCGUGAGGCCUCCCCGGGCUCCAUGCGGCAAUCGUCAGCUAUUUGGUUUCCCUAUUAUCAAGAAGGAACUUUGGCACCUGGGUACCAUUGCUUUCCAUCAUAUUCAGCCAGACGAAACUUUACCAGACAACGACUUCUUCCUCGCCGCGAAUUCACUUACCUUCAUCGAGCUAUCUCUCCGUCUUCGCGUUUGCACUAUGGCAUGUGGAAAGGUGGUUGGAGACUCGAAGACCAUCCCUUCGGAGUGUGUGUCGUCAGGAGAGGUGCUGGUGUUGGUAUUGUGGAGGGAUACAGAACCAGAGGCAACCUGUCCCACGCCAAGUCAAGUGCAUUCCCUGGAGGACAAGCUUAAGCGCUCACCGGGAUGGUGGGUGGAAGUCCCACAAUUUUGAUGAAUAUUCCGCCGUCGUUCCAUGGCUGGCUGUGUUACAUACCCCAUUUGUAUCAAUUAAUUAUUUUCGGUAGAACCGAUCACUCUUGCACUUUAUCUGUGACUGUGAUACGUACACUCAACAUGAGACAAAGAACGCUACAUCGAUAUUGUGGACGAACAUGGAG
This is a messenger RNA of Suillus subalutaceus, 973 nucleotides long. RefSeq lists its product as uncharacterized. The transcript has 2 exons. The record is from RefSeq and is a predicted model, not a curated record. NCBI's taxonomy places the organism in Eukaryota, Fungi, Basidiomycota, Agaricomycetes, Boletales, Suillaceae. The coding region runs from base 40 to 807 and encodes 255 amino acids.